This is a messenger RNA of Amyelois transitella, 1808 nucleotides long. Its product is annotated as collagenase. Gene Ontology annotation, molecular function: serine-type endopeptidase activity. Gene Ontology annotation, biological process: proteolysis. The coding region runs from base 97 to 1590 and encodes 497 amino acids. The transcript is spliced from 9 exons. The record is from RefSeq and is a predicted model, not a curated record. NCBI's taxonomy places the organism in Eukaryota, Metazoa, Arthropoda, Insecta, Lepidoptera, Pyralidae.
AUAUACCUAAGGAAUUAGUUUCAUCCACUUAUAAUCUGUAACACUGAUAGUUAAUAAAGCGUUGUUUGGCUACACAAUCAGUAUUGUCGCGACACCAUGGCGGGAAAGGCUGCUUUGGUCUUCUUGCUCGCCUUGAUUGGUGUCUCGGUGUCGGCUGAAUCCCUGUUAUCAUUCCCAGAGGAUGCGAGAAGUGGUGCCCGUAUAGUCUCAGGAUGGGAGGCGGAAGAGGGUCAGUUCCCGUUUCAGCUGUCACUGCGCAUGGUAAACCCCGCAGGGGGGGUCACGGCUUGCGGCGCCUCCAUAGUUCAUCCUGAAUGGGCCAUCACAGCGGCACAUUGUACUGCUACUCGUAUCUCGGUGAUCGUCCGCGCAGGCGCCGUCAACCUAACCAGGCCGUACUAUAUCUUCGAGACUACUGAGUAUUACAAUCACCCCCUUUACAACGAAGCCCUGCAGGGCUUGGUUCAGCCUAAUGAUAUCGGGGUCGUCAGAUUUAACAGACAACUCGUUUUUAAUGAUAGAGUCGCGCCAAUCAGAGUGCAGCGUUCGGAUGACAGGAACCGGAACUACGCCGGCCUCAGGCUCACUGCUAGUGGAUGGGGGCUCACCUGGACUCAGGGCAGUUCACCAGAAAACCUUAACUGGGUGUACCUGAGUGGCACCAGCAAUCCUGAAUGCUCUUCAGCAUUCGGCGGCAGCUCCAUCAUCCAGGAUUCCACGAUUUGCGCCAGAGGGUACAACUUGACCACUCAGUCUACUUGUUCCGGUGACAGCGGCGGUCCACUCACCGUGAUCGAUGAGGACGGCCAGCCUACCCUGGUGGGGGUAGCUUCCUUCGUGUCAGCUGCUGGGUGCCACGCCGAUUUCCCAGCUGGUUUCAUCCGCCCUGGUCACUACCAAGAUUGGUUUUUACAAGUGACAGGCAUAGAUUUUGAUUGGGAUUACGAAGAGCCAACUACGCCACAGCCGGAACCGGAACCUGAGCCAGAACCAGAACCAGAACCAGAACCGGAACCGGAACCUGAACCUGAGCCAGAACCAGAACCGGAACCGGAGCCUGAGCCUGAGCCAGAACCCGAGCCAGAACCCGAGCCAGAACCUGAACCAGAACCUGAGCCAGAACCAGAGCCGGAACCGGAACCGGAACCUGAGCCAGAACCAGAGCCAGAACCAGAACCGGAACCUGAACCAGAACCUGAGCCAGAACCAGAACCUGAGCCAGAACCAGAGCCUGAACCAGAACCGGAACCUGAGCCAGAACCAGAACCCGAACCCGAACCCGAACCCGAACCCGAACCCGAACCCGAACCCGAACCCGAACCCGAACCCGAACCCGAACCCGAACCCGAACCCGAACCCGAACCCGAACCCGAACCCGAACCUGAGCCUGAGCCUGAGCCAGAACCCGAACCAGAAACAGAAGAAAGUGGUGAGAGUUCUGAAACUAAUGAAAGUGAUGAUAGCUCCGAAUCUGAAAGUUCCGAAUCACAGAAUGCUGAAAGUUCGCAAUCGGAAAAUUCCGAAUCCAAUGAAUCGGAACAAGCAGCAAAAUAUAAUAGUUUGAAAUCAAACAGGAUUCGAGCUUUUUGAUCAGUAGUAACAUAUAUGUUUUCAAACUUAUACCUAAAUGAAUUUAACGAAAUGUAAAAUUAAAUAUCUAAUAUAUAGGUACGUAUAAUCACGUCUAGGUAUAUCCCUUGGUAGACAGAGCAAACAGUCCAAAAAGUAUGAAAAGCCACGUUAAUCGUUCAGCUGUAUGAAUAGAAAUACAAAUAAAUAACACUUACAUAAUUAUAUUAAACAAUUUU